AAGCUUCAUCUUAGGUCGCCCGAGUAAAGCGAGCAAAUCGCGGAUAAUUCUCCAAUGAGUUCACCUUCACGCAAUUAAGUUUGAGUGCUGCGUCGCCUCUUCUUUUAAACAAUCUCCUUCACAACAACCAUGAACGGCUCGCUGUCCUCGAACACGGUGGACAUAAAACUCAAGCGAGGGCCGGCAGGCCUGGGCUUCAAUAUUGUGGGCGGCGUGGACCAGCAGUACGUCGUCAAUGACUGCGGAAUUUACGUGUCCAAAAUUAAGGAGGAUGGCGCCGCGGCGCUGGACGGGAGGCUUCAGGAGGGCGACCGGAUCCUAGCGAUCAAUGGUGUCAAGCUGGAGGAACAGACACACAGAGCUGCCGUGGAUUUGUUCCGGACAGCGGGGGAGGACGUGGAGCUGCGUGUUCUGAAAAAGUCGCCCCAUCAUAUGAACGGAUCCUCCGAUUCCCAAGCCGAUCCUGCGCUCUCAGCGCCUUAUCUAGGGCUACUCGCUGUGCUAACGGGAGCCGCCGCUGCCCUCUUCGCAUUCGUUUACAUCCGUAACAUCAGGAGACCGUUUUAACAAUUCCAUAUCUUUUUUUUUUCAGGAUUGAGCAUGUUCCUUAAGGCCAAAGAAGGGAAGGGAAAUUGAAAAAAAAAAAAAGUUUUGUUUUGUUUUUUUUCGAUGAGCUAAUGACACUUAAGCAUUUCUCUUCGCAGAGAUACAUGCCAUCGCGCUGCUUUGUGGGACGUCCCUUCGUAACAUGGCCACCCUUAAGGGAAAAAAAAAGCGACUAAGAGACGCCUCGAGCGUCGCCGUCCUUUUUGUUUCGUCUCAACGUAUUCCAGUCAGACUUGGCAGUGCCUUCUAAUGCGGUUGCUUUUUUUUGUUGUUAUUGUUGUUGCGCUUUAUCGCCGUCAAAUGUGCACAUUUCUGGCCAGUCAUCCACGCAAUUAACACUACAGUAUUCUGGUAAGCCAUCAAUCAAUGUUGAACAAUUGAGUCAUGGUUCGUACCUUCAGGUUAAAAUUAACUGCAUGACUUGGCUGUGACUUUUCAGGGGCGCUGUAGAUUCACCUUCAACUAGUUGACGUGUUAGAACAAAACACAACGUUCGGUAUGAUGACUUGAGACGUGACUUGACUUGAGACAACUAAGGUAAUCCAAACAAAAAUAUUAAGCUUCAAUAAGUAUAAAAUAAGAAAAAUGUCGGGGGAAAAUAAGCAGCUUUAAUUUUAAUGAUUAAUUGAUCAAUCGAGAUUUUGGUGACUGUUCAUCUCUACAAAAUAUAUAAAUAAACGCAGCAUCAUUUUUCCAAAUGCUUCCUAAUUUAAUUCGAUUAUCGCAAUUUGAAGCAGUAGAGGCUUUUAAUGGCGUGCAGUACUUGGCCGUGACCUGCAGGGGUUCCACUGAGUCGCUCUCAAUUUAGAAAUGAACGCAUAGGUUAAAAUAUACAAACUGACAAAAAGGUCAAAUAAAAAAAAAUGUAAAGUAUAAAUCACAUCAUCACAUGCCAGAAUCUAAAUCAUGCCCAUGUAAAAAAAAACAAACCUAACUGACAAUAGAUGUCGCAAGAUGGCAUCAAAGCACUUUUCUCAAUUGAACCUCCUUCGCUCAUAUCAACAUAGUUCCUUGGCCACCGGAUGGCAUCAAAGAAGCGUUGAUGUUAGGCGAGGCUUUUGGCUGCACACGAAAACAGUGAAGAGGUGUGAUUUUCAGCCAAUAACCAAGAAUUGGUUCCUGGUAAUAAUCCGGCAAUGACAAACCGCUAAAAUGCGAAAAUUGACUGUUAUCGGGUCUUGUCGCACUGGUGAUUCAAAUUGGAGUGCGCUGCUUGGCUGCUAUCUGAAGGCGUGCUUCUGACCAGUUAGAUUGUGUUAAAGAACAAUAGCUAUUUUUUUUUGGGGGGGGGCAUAAACGUCACAUUUUAUAGGUUAAUUCAGUUAUAAAAAUGUGUUAUUCUCCUUAGUACUUCAAGAUUGAUCAAAAUAUAAAUUAAAACUUUUUUUUUAAGAUUGUAAUAUUUGUCGGUCAACACUGCCACUUUUAUACCGCAAUAUAGUUUGGUAGUCAAAUAAACUAUUUUCAAACCUCGCACACCGAAUCAACAAGGUUUUUUUUUUGUUUGUUUGUUUUUUGGGCUGUUGGCACUAUUCUUACCUGAAAAUGGAACCACAGACACUACAUAGUGUUGAAUCAAGCCCGGUCUUUUAAAGUUGCCAAGUCGGUGUCCUGUGAAUUCCAAGUCUUAAUUCGAGAUGCCGCCAUUUUUGAAAUCACAUGACUUCUACAUUCCCCAUGACUGUGCAAAGAGGCGUGAGUAGCUCUGAAGAGAUCAGGGGGGCGUUUUGGGGGAUUUAAAGGUUUAUUUUUGCACUAGCCACAAUCAUGGAGCAUCUCCAAUGGGAAAGAAAGUUGUGCGCGCGUGUUGCAAAGUUUCUAGUGUCUGUUGUCUUGUAAAUACAUUUCAUGUCACUCUGCUGAGGAUUGUGAAUACUGUGCGCUGUGUAUGCCAGAAGAGGAAAUAAAUGAGAAAAAUUCAAGUGUUUUACAUCACA
Messenger RNA from Hippocampus comes (tiger tail seahorse), 2543 nucleotides. RefSeq names its product synaptojanin 2 binding protein (gene synj2bp). Gene Ontology annotation, biological process: embryo development; receptor localization to synapse; establishment or maintenance of epithelial cell apical/basal polarity. Bases 130 to 567 code for a protein of 145 amino acids. Gene Ontology annotation, molecular function: protein kinase binding. NCBI's taxonomy places the organism in Eukaryota, Metazoa, Chordata, Actinopteri, Syngnathiformes, Syngnathidae. The record is from RefSeq and is a predicted model, not a curated record. Gene Ontology annotation, cellular component: cell junction; basolateral plasma membrane. The transcript has 4 exons.